ACAAGCAAGCAUCAAUCCUGUUUAUUAAGCAACAUGAUAAGAUUAACUCUGGUGCGUUGCUUGUGGUCUUCAAUGUUUCCCAUACAUGGGCAGAAAACGAAACAUUUCUCACCUGGAGGACAUGGAACGGGCUCGAGCGAAUUUAGCAUCCGGGAAUUUCGUGGCGAGGGAAGACUCAGAACUGGCAUGUUCUUCUGAAUCUCGCCGUGAAGAUCGACCAAUGGACCGAGUAUACGAUGCCAAUGUCCUUCGACAUUGGCCAGGAGGCAUUGUCCCUUACAAGUUUAUUUCUACCACUUUCACCAAAAUUGCCAAGGACGUGAUUGCCCAGGCCAUUGCUCACAUUGAGCAAAACAGUUGUAUUCAAAUUCGCCCAGCAACGCCCUCUGACGUUCAUACCGUUGGCAUGACCAAUGAACCCAAUGGGUUGUUACGCUUCUUUAGGAUUUUCUGAAGGGAAAGGUUUCCAAAACCAGCAUCAUACGUACAAUCUUGCUCCCGGCGGAUGUGAUUAUGUAAGCACAGCGGUCCAUGAGUUUCUACACAUUCUGGGUGCCAGUCACGAACAAACGCGUCCAGAUCGAGAUGAUUUUGUUUUCAUUAAUUGGACCAAUAUUGAGAGCGGUAAAGAACACAACUUCUUCAAGACCCGAUCACCCACGACUCCGGCUUCGGUUCCGAUUUGCAACUCGGGACCUACUUCUUCGGGACCUGACUUUUUCGGCUGUACUACAUCCAGUGUCACGGAUACUUAUGGAUUUGACUAUGAUUAUCAGUCUGUGAUGCAUUAUUCCAAGACUGCAUUUGCCGUGUCCAAUUCUGUUCAGACCAUAACUCCCAUUCCUACCGCCAGUGUGACUGUGGGAAACAAUGUUGGAAUGUCCCCAUUGGAUAUCUCCAAACUCAAUGCUGCCUACAAUUGUCCCAACCGUAGUCCAUCGAGUUCAUGUGAUAUGUCUCUUAUUGGCACAAUGGGAACGCUAGAUCAGAGCACGGCCAUGGAUGGCUGCGAGAUUUUCAUCACCGUUCCUGUGGGACACACCAUCGAGUUCUUUUUUACUGACUUCAAUUUCCCAGAUUGCUCCAAGUCCAUCGCGAUCCAUGAUGGUGAGAUCCCUUCAGAAUUUAACUUGAUCGGCGAGUAUUGUUCCACAACAUGUGCCCACGGUCUUAACGACCAGCUCCAAUAAGGCUCGCUUAAUGAUUAGCAUUCCUACCAACGGGCAAUAUAGUUUGAAAUGGAAAGCCGUAGCCAGCCCUUGCUGUUCUACUGUGGAGGUUGCAGGCACAACACCGGGGCAAACGAGUCGUUUGGGAACUUAUGACAUCGAGUCUGUCACCACAACAAUCAAUGGCGCAACCCGCCCAGUUUAUAAAAUGGGCACUCAAUCGUUGGCUUAUACCACUCGGAAUGGGUUAUAACUACCUACAAUAUAACAACUACCUCCGGA
This is a messenger RNA of Tigriopus californicus, 1451 nucleotides long. RefSeq names its product hatching enzyme 1.2-like. The coding region runs from base 414 to 1190 and encodes 258 amino acids. The record is from RefSeq and is a predicted model, not a curated record. The transcript has 6 exons. Gene Ontology annotation, biological process: proteolysis. Lineage: Eukaryota; Metazoa; Arthropoda; Copepoda; Harpacticoida; Harpacticidae. Gene Ontology annotation, molecular function: metalloendopeptidase activity.